UGAACUUUGCUUCCUUUGCACCCAACAUUGCAGUUUUGGAAAUGCCCUUAGCUUUUUCCUGCAUUGUUGCAGCCUGUUUUUUAGUUAAACCUGCUUAUGAGAGUAUCUCAUCUUCUGUGAGCACAGGUUCUGUAGACCGAAGGUUUUUAUGUUGAAGAUAGGACCCACCCCAACAGUGCAUUUCUCAGUUACAGUAAACUAGCUGAAAAAGAAUGAAGUAAAAUGUGCAUGAUGUAUGUAAUAUUUCCUAUUUUUAUAGGAAAAUUGUCUGACUUGCUGUUAAAAGUUAGUAUCCAAAUUUCAGAGUGCUAAAUUCACAUUGUAGAUGUAAUUUCCAAUGAAUUUUGUUAGGUGUCAUUUUAAAGCCCAAUGUUAGGGAUUCUUUUGCCACCCUAAUAUAUGAUGUGGUUUUGAUUAACUUGGACCUGGGAGGAUUCCUGACUGAAUGGUGUUGAGCUUUACUUUCAGUAGUUCAGGAGAACACUUAGGCGUGGAUAACCUUUGAAUUUUAUUUUAUUUUAUUUUUUUGUAUUCCUGAAUGGUGGAACAGUCCUUUUAAAUUGUGAGUUAACACUCUUUGUUUUGAUUUAAGGCAUUCCUGAUGAGUUCCCUUGAGGUAACAGGAGAAUCCCCAGAGGGCAGGUCUAAAGGAAGAAGAAGCAGGAAGGAUAAAAGAUUGCUGGGACAACCAGGAAGCACCUGCUCUCUCCACGUGUAGCAAUGCCAAUAUCUUUCGAAGGAUAAAUGCCAUAUUGGAUAAUUCUCUGGAUUUCAGUAGAGUCUGCACUACACCUAUAAACCGAGGAAUUCAUGAUCAUUUGCCAGACUUCCAGGACUCUGAAGAAACAGUUACAAGCAGGAUGCUUUUCCCAACCUCUGCGCAAGAAUCUUCCCGUGGCCUCCCAGAUGCAAAUGACUUGUGCCUUGGCCUGCAGUCCCUCAGUCUGACAGGCUGGGACCGACCCUGGAGCACCCAGGACUCAGAUUCCUCAGCCCAGAGCAGCACACACUCGGUACUGAGCAUGCUCCAUAACCCACUGGGAAAUGUCCUAGGAAAACCCCCCUUGAGCUUCCUGCCUCUGGAUCCCCUUGGGUCUGACUUGGUGGACAAGUUUCCGGCACCCUCAGUUAGAGGAUCACGCCUGGACACCCGGCCCAUCCUGGACUCCCGAUCUAGCAGCCCCUCUGACUCAGACACCAGUGGCUUCAGCUCUGGAUCAGAUCAUCUCUCAGAUUUGAUUUCAAGCCUUCGCAUUUCCCCACCUCUGCCCUUCCUGUCUCUGACAGGGGGUGGUCCCAGGGACCCUUUAAAGAUGGGGGUAGGGUCUCGGAUGGACCAAGAGCAAGCUGCUCUUGCUGCAGUCACUCCCUCCCCAACCAGUGCUUCAAAGAGAUGGCCAGGAGCUUCUGUGUGGCCAUCCUGGGACCUCCUCGAAGCUCCCAAAGACCCCUUCAGCAUAGAGAGAGAGGCCAGGCUGCACCGACAAGCUGCAGCUGUGAAUGAAGCCACCUGUACCUGGAGUGGCCAGCUUCCUCCCCGGAACUAUAAGAACCCCAUCUACUCUUGCAAAGUGUUUCUAGGAGGUGUUCCUUGGGAUAUUACAGAAGCUGGAUUAGUUAACACCUUCCGUGUUUUUGGCUCUUUGAGUGUGGAGUGGCCUGGUAAGGAUGGCAAGCACCCCCGGUGUCCUCCCAAAGGUAAUAUGCCUAAAGGGUAUGUGUAUCUGGUCUUCGAACUGGAGAAGUCUGUCCGAGCCUUGCUUCAGGCUUGCUCUCAUGACCCGCUGAGCCCAGAUGGCCUGAGUGAAUAUUAUUUCAAGAUGUCCAGCCGAAGGAUGCGCUGCAAGGAGGUGCAGGUGAUCCCCUGGGUAUUAGCCGACAGUAACUUUGUCCGGAGCCCAUCUCAGAGGCUUGACCCCAGCAGGACGGUGUUUGUUGGUGCUCUGCAUGGAAUGCUAAAUGCUGAGGCCCUGGCAGCCAUCUUGAACGACCUAUUUGGUGGAGUGGUGUAUGCUGGGAUUGACACAGAUAAGCACAAGUAUCCCAUUGGAUCUGGUCGUGUGACUUUCAAUAACCAACGGAGUUACCUGAAAGCAGUCAGCGCUGCUUUUGUGGAGAUCAAAACCACCAAGUUCACAAAGAAGGUUCAGAUUGACCCCUACCUAGAAGAUUCUCUGUGUCAUAUCUGCAGUUCUCAGCCUGGUCCUUUCUUCUGUCGAGAUCAGGUCUGCUUCAAAUACUUCUGCCGGAGCUGCUGGCACUGGCGGCACAGCAUGGAGGGCCUGCGCCACCACAGCCCCCUGAUGCGGAACCAGAAGAACCGAGAUUCCAGCUAGAGGAGCUGGCCUUGCCCAGUGGCCUGUGGCGCCUGAAGCUGGCAGGUCAGGCAAGCAGCCUGCACCACCCUGCCAUUGGCGACCAGGGAGCUGGCUUCCCGAGGACAAGGGAAAAUUGUAGUCACCUUUGCACUUGCUGAAUCUGUCUUUGUUUCUGCACUAAUUAAUGCACAUUGAGUUUUGUCGGGUUUUGUUUUCAGGGGGUAUGCCAGGGGCAAGGACUCUCUGGCUUACCCUCCAAGCGACUCUGUAGUUUUCCCAGAUUUUAGUUCCUCAUUUUGCAGAUGAAAAGCGGAAAAAAAAAAAAAAAAAAAAAAACUACGUGUCCAGAAGGUAUUGAGGUAUUUACACGGAUGCCUACACCUAGGUUUAUUUAUUAAAAGCGCUUUUUUACAUUCCUUGCAAUACUGAUGGUGAUGAUGCGCAGGUCUCAUUGGUUUCAUUCUUGCAGUUGCCAUACAGUGCCUUUCCAUUUAUUUAACCCCCACCUGAACGGCAUAAACUGAGUGUUCAGCUGGUGUUUUUUACUGUAAACAAUAAGGAGACUUUGCUCUUCAUUUAAACCAAAAUCAUAUUUCAUAUUUUACGCUCGAGGGUUUUUACCGGUUCCUUUUUACACUCCUUAAAACAGUUUUUAAGUCGUUUGGAACAAGAUAUUUUUUCUUUCCUGGCAGCUUUUAACAUUAUAGCCAAUUUGUGUCUGGGGGACUGCUGGUCACUGUUUCUCACAGUUGCAAAUCAAGGCAUUUGCAACCAAGAAAAAAAAAUGUUUUUGUUUUAUUUGAAACUGGACCGGAUAAACGGUGUUUGAGCGGCUGCUGUAUAUAGUUUUAAAUGGUUUAUUGCACCUCCUUAAGUUGCACUUAUGUGGGGGGGUGGGGUUGAUAGAAGUUUUUAAUCACAAAGUCACAGGACUUUUUUCUUUUGUAACUGAGCUAAAAAGGGCUGCUUUUCAGUGGGGGCAGAUGAAGGCUCACAGGAGCCCUUUCUCUUAGAGGGGACAAGUACCCUUCCCUUAUAUCUUUAAUUUGAGGAAUGUAUGAGAUAACAGUUGCAGUUGACUGAAAUGCUACUGGAAUUUGAAAACUUGACUUUUUUCUUUCCUUUUUUUUUGAAAAAGAAAACACAAAAACUACUUGCCCCUCCUAGGGAAGCUGUGUGCCAAAGAACCAGUGUCAUAACCCCUCCCUCCUGCUGAGCUGAUGUUGCAUUGUUGCAUAUCCCAGCUACUCUGUGGGUUUUGUGAAGCUGUGUGUGAAGUCUCUACCUCAUUGUAGUAUAUGCAGGCAAGACUGCACUCUCCUACAGAUGUGUGGAGUAAGCUGUGGUGUAGUUUUUUUGGCACAUAAUAAACACGUUGCAGCAGA
Cercocebus atys (sooty mangabey) is the source of this 3703-nucleotide messenger RNA. RefSeq names its product cytoplasmic polyadenylation element binding protein 1 (gene CPEB1). The transcript is spliced from 12 exons. NCBI's taxonomy places the organism in Eukaryota, Metazoa, Chordata, Mammalia, Primates, Cercopithecidae. The coding region runs from base 861 to 2336 and encodes 491 amino acids. Gene Ontology annotation, biological process: negative regulation of cytoplasmic translation. Gene Ontology annotation, cellular component: neuron projection; nucleus; synapse. The record is from RefSeq and is a predicted model, not a curated record. Gene Ontology annotation, molecular function: mRNA 3'-UTR binding; mRNA regulatory element binding translation repressor activity; translation factor activity, RNA binding.